AUUCGUUUCGAAAUGCUCGAAAAUAUUGUGGCAUGGGUGCUUAAUAAUUAUAUCGGAGAGUACCUUGAGAAUUUAAACACGGAUCAGCUGUCGGUUGCGCUACUAUCAGGCCAAGUGGAACUGGAAAAUGUCCCCUUGAAGAAAAGUGCGCUACGGAAGCUUGAUCUGCCGGUUGAAGUGAAAGCUGGUUUACUUGGAAAACUGACACUAUCGGUACCUAUAACUCAUUUAAAGAGUGAACCAUGGGUAUUAAAGUUGAGUGAAGUCCUUGUUGUCAUUGGACCACUCACACCGGAUCAUCGAUAUGAUGUUGAGGCCGUAGAAAGAGUGGAACAACAAAAGAAGGAACAGAUGCUGGAUGAAUUGGAAGAACGACACAAGGCUGAGUUAUUAUCAUUUCUCGAUUUGCCUGAUCCUGUUUCUCAAGACACAUGGUGGGGCGCAUCGCUGGUUUCUGCUGUACUUAAUAAUAUCCAGUUAAUUCUCAAUAAUGUACAUAUUCGCUAUGAGGAUAACUUAUCAUUACCUAAUGGACUGGUAUUCAACUGUGGUGUGCGUAUCCAAACGAUGACUGUACAGACGACCAAUGCGGCUGGAAAGCCGGGUUUUAUUGAGCCUCAAAGUGGAGUGAAUGUUUUCAAAAAACUUGAGUUGAAAGGAUUCAGUUUGUAUUGGAAUUCAAAUCAAGAAACGUUACAGAAUAUUGACGAAGCAAGGAAUUUACGGGAUAUCUUAGCUCCAGAGAAUCCCAACUAUGCUUUUAUAAUUCAUCCAUGUAGUGCUGAGCUUCGCAUGGAACGUAAUUCCAGCAAAUCUCCAUUAAAAGGGCAAAUCCCUCGGUUCAAAUUCUUUCUACGUCCAAACAAAAUCACAAUGGAGAUGAGUCGAAGACAAAUUGCUGAAUUACGUGCAUUAAACAGAGAAUGGGCCCGUUUUGAGCGUGCACGUCAACACAGAAAGUGGCGCCCAUUGACACCUAUUGGGGAGAAUGCUAAGGCCUGGUGGCGCUUCGCCUAUGGCCGUGUAACUGAUGAGGCACGGCGUGCCCAGUCGCGUCGUUCUUGGCAUUUCGCAUUAACACGAGCACAACAUUUGAAUGCCUACUGUCGUGCUUACCGGCGACGACUUUUAUCCUUAAUCGAUGAUCCAUCGAUGCCAAAUGUUGCUGCGGAAGCAGGUGCCAGUCGAGGGUCACCAGCCAAUUCAACAGCACCAGCUGGUGGGUCACACGAGUACGUCGCAAUAAUGAAACAGAUUGAGCGAGAUUCACAAUAUUCAUAUCACGAACUUCACCUAUUUCGCGAGACAGUGUUUCGUCGAAUAAUGCGUGAAAAAGCUAAAGAAAGAGGGCUGGAUGCAUCGACUGAGAACGACCAGGCGUUUGAGAAGAUUGUUACACCAAUGGAUGAGAUUCCAUCAGUGAACUUAGAUGUUGAAAAGAAAGAAGAAGGUCGCGGUCUUUACGGGUGGAUUACGAGUUUCUUUACUCAGGAGAAAAACAGUAUGGAAAAAAAUGAGGUGUUGGAGUCUGGGAAACUGGAUUUCCAUGGGUUCAAGGAUCUUCCAAAGACUUUCAAUGUGAAGGAAAUGGAAGAAGAAAUCCUCGAUGUUCUUCAUGAAUCAUGGGAUGACUCCACUUUGCUUCGACGUGAUGUUCUAUUAGCAGAGAUUGCAAUGCAGCUAGAACAUAUUACGCUACGAUUUGUUGACACUUUUAUUCUGGAGAAAACCGAACAACGACGUGUACUAGCACUGGACUUGACGGGAGUAUCAUCACGAGUUGAGCUUAGUCCUCGGCAGCAUUCGUUGUUCAUUUCCUCAGCGGUUCAUGAUAUGAGCGUUCAGCGAUUACGUUGCGGUCAUAUGCCACCAAAGGUAUAUUCUUGCAUUGAUUUCUGGAUGUUUUAUUCACUUUUAAAUUGGUGA
Molecule: messenger RNA, 1926 nt
Organism: Angiostrongylus costaricensis
Lineage: Eukaryota; Metazoa; Nematoda; Chromadorea; Rhabditida; Metastrongylidae
Source: the annotation of a GenBank genome assembly